Parathielavia appendiculata is the source of this 690-nucleotide messenger RNA. RefSeq lists its product as uncharacterized. The transcript has a single exon. Lineage: Eukaryota; Fungi; Ascomycota; Sordariomycetes; Sordariales; Chaetomiaceae. The record is from RefSeq and is a predicted model, not a curated record. Bases 101 to 565 code for a protein of 154 amino acids.
UCUGGAGAGUAGGUGUGGAAAACACCAUUCCGUGGAUCUUUCCUGGAGCAAUGCUAAGUCGCCUGCCGAGGAAGGUGUAAAUCGGGUCGAGCUGGCAGCCAUGGCUGAUGAGUUCCUUCCGCCGUACUCCCCCCGCCCUCAUCCUCCAUACUUCACGGCCCCAUCGAAUCCACGCCAGUCAUCACCCCACCGCAGGACGAUUCAAAUUCAACCGGGCGAUUGCCUCGAGAUCGACGAGCAAGUGAGGGCAAUGGGAAUAGGGCGGUCGAACGAGAGGCAGGCAGCGCUGUUAGCCGAGUCCGCAACAGUCAUGUCCGCCGGCGAGCGCAUCUAUCUCGCGACAUCACUGAUCUCACUGGCUUUCUCCGUUGUGCGCCAUUUCGCCAUGUCCGUGAUGGUGGACAUCUGGAGUCCUGGUUUGUGCCCUACCGAGCUUCGAAAGAGGCUGGAUGCUCACACAGACCUAAGCCCACACACGCCCGGUCCAAGCCAGCUAUGGAAACGCCAACCAAGACAGAGAAUCCAAACGGCCAACGCACCUCCACGGCGAUCAACACCUCGAUGACUGGGCAGCCCCCAAUCAUGUGCGCACAGCAACUGGUGACACGGGCAGCCGAAACCACCACCGGAACGCGGCCCACGCAGGCGUCUUGCUGUUCCUCAUCGGUCUGUACGACCUUUGGGUGUCGC